Molecule: messenger RNA, 7252 nt
Organism: Sus scrofa (pig)
Lineage: Eukaryota; Metazoa; Chordata; Mammalia; Artiodactyla; Suidae
Source: RefSeq, a predicted model, not a curated record
AUCCCCUAGAAAUCCCGCCCCCCGCUCCCCUGGGCCCCUGCCGGAGCCGUCCCGCUCCCUGCCAGGUGCGCGAGCCUGCGCGUUCCUCCUCCGCCUCCUCUGGCUGGUCCCUGGCGCGCCGGGGCCGGGACCCGGCGGGGGCGGAUGCGCGCACGGCGCCUUUCCACCAACCCGCUACCCUGCAGGUCCCUCGCUCGUUCUCCAUCCCUCGCCUCGCUCCCCCCCGCCCCACUUUGAUUGACAGGCAAGAUGUCGGUGUGGAGCGAGGCAGGAGCGAAUGCAGCAGCCGUCACCCCCGGAGCCCGGCGGCGGCAGCAGCAGCAGCAGCGCGAGGACGAGACAGCAGCCAGCCGCAGUCGCCGCCGCAGCCGCGGGAGCAAUGCAGACAGCAUCUUGAGAACGCGCUAAAGCACCUCAAACGGUGGACAAUGCCGUGUCACUGCAACUGGGAGGGGGGCAAACCAGAUUUUUUUUGACAUAAAAGCCAGCCAGCCAAAAAUAUAUAAUUUUGUCCUUCACGGAGCCGGUGUGUAAAGAGUGAGCGCUAUUUUCCUUCUCCUCCUCCUCUCCCUCCCCCUCCUCCUCCUCUUUUUCCUCCUCCUCCCUAAGUGUACAGACAGCAUCACAUCACCUGGUUCGCUUCUGAGAAACAGCAUCUCUCCUUUUCAGGGACCAGAGACUCAGAGAGAGGAGACGUUCUAAUGGAGUCUGCUUGAUACCCCAAAAUAAAAUAAUAAAUUUUGGCUCUUGUCCCCUCCUCCCACCCCACCCCCUCAACCCUGUGUGAGAUGUUGGGUUUCUUCUUCAUGAGACAUUGUUGAGAAGUCGCAGUGGUUGGAGAGGCGGAGGGGGUAGACCUACCUCUACUCCCCCCACACCCCCUUUUUUCUCUCUGGGAGGAGGAGGAGGGGAAGGGGGCUUGCAGAGCAAGCGAUGGAUGAGGAAAACAUGACGAAAAGCGAGGAGCAGCAGCCUCUGAGUUUGCAAAAAGCCUUACAGCAGUGCGAGUUGGUCCAAAACAUGAUAGACCUGAGCAUCUCCAACCUGGAAGGGCUUAGGACCAAAUGUGCUACCUCCAACGACCUCACACAGAAAGAGAUCCGGACCCUGGAGAGCAAGCUGGUGAAAUACUUCAGCCGGCAGCUGUCCUGCAAAAAGAAGGUGGCCCUGCAGGAACGCAACGCCGAGCUGGAUGGCUUCCCCCAGCUCCGGCACUGGUUCCGGAUCGUCGACGUGCGGAAGGAAGUCCUGGAGGAGAUCACCCCCGGCCAGCUGAGUCUGGAGGACCUCCUGGAGAUGACGGAUGAGCAGGUGUGUGAGACCGUGGAGAAAUACGGGGCUAACCGGGAGGAGUGUGCCCGCCUCAAUGCCUCCCUCUCCUGCCUCCGGAACGUCCACAUGUCAGGAGGCAACCUUUCCAAACAAGACUGGACCAUCCAGUGGCCCACCACAGAGACGGGGAAGGAAAACAACCCCGUGUGCCCUCCGGAGCCGACCCCGUGGAUCCGCACCCAUCUCUCCCAGAGCCCCAGGGUCCAGUCCAAGUGCAUCCAGCACUACUGUCACGCCAGCCCCACCCCCGGGACCCCCGUGUACACCCACGUGGACAGGCUCACCGUGGAUGCCUACCCGGGCCUGUGCCCGCCCCCGCCACUGGAGUCGGGCCACCGUUCCCUGCCCCCAUCCCCCCGGCAGCGGCAUGCGGUCCGCACCCCACCGCGCACCCCCAACAUUGUCACCACCGUGACCCCACCGGGCACGCCACCCAUGAGGAGGAAGAACAAACUGAAGCCCCCGGGGACCCCACCGCCUUCUUCCCGGAAGCUGAUCCACUUGAUCCCGGGUUUCACGGCCCUGCAUCGGAGCAAGUCGCACGAAUUCCAGCUGGGUCACCGCGUAGACGAGGCCCACACACCCAAAGCCAAGAAGAAAAGCAAGCCCUUGAACCUCAAGAUACACAGCAGCGUGGGCAGCUGUGAGAACAUCCCCUCCCAGCAGCGCUCCCCCCUGCUGUCCGAGCGCUCCCUCCGCUCCUUCUUCGUGGGACACGCGCCCUUCCUGCCCUCCACCCCUCCUGUCCACACCGAGGUUAACUUCUCAGCAAACACACUGUCAGUGCCACGCUGGUCCCCGCAAAUCCCUCGCAGAGACCUCGGCAACUCCAUCAAGCACAGGUUUUCCACGAAGUACUGGAUGUCUCAGACCUGCACAGUCUGUGGGAAGGGGAUGCUUUUUGGCCUCAAAUGUAAAAACUGCAAGUUAAAGUGCCACAACAAAUGCACCAAAGAAGCCCCACCCUGCCAUCUCCUAAUCAUCCACCGAGGAGAUCCAGCAAGGUUAGUCCGGACAGAGUCUGUCCCAUGUGACAUCAACAACCCUCUCCGAAAGCCACCCCGGUAUUCGGACCUCCACAUCAGUCAGACGCUCCCCAAAACCAACAAAAUCAACAAGGACCACAUCCCGGUUCCUUACCAGCCAGACUCUAGCAGCAACCCCUCAUCCACGACCUCCUCCACACCCUCCUCGCCAGCGCCCCCACUCCCUCCCAGUGCCACACCGCCUUCUCCCCUGCACCCUUCUCCACAGUGCACAAGACAGCAGAAGAACUUCAAUCUGCCAGCGUCCCACUACUACAAAUACAGGCAGCAGUUCAUUUUCCCAGAUGUGGUGCCGGUGCCGGAGACGCCAACCCGGGCGCCCCAGGUCAUCCUGCAUCCAGUGACCUCGAAUCCAAUCUUGGAAGGAAAUCCAUUACUUCAAAUUGAAGUGGAGCCAACAUCAGAGAACGAAGAGGGCCAUGAUGAAGCCGAGGAGUCGGAGGAUGACUUUGAGGAGAUGAACCUGUCCCUCCUCUCGGCCCGGAGCUUCCCACGCAAGGCCAGCCAGACCAGCAUCUUCCUGCAGGAGUGGGACAUCCCCUUCGAGCAGCUGGAGAUCGGCGAGCUCAUUGGAAAGGGCCGCUUCGGGCAGGUGUAUCACGGCCGCUGGCACGGUGAGGUGGCCAUCCGGCUGAUUGACAUCGAGAGGGAUAAUGAAGAGCAGCUGAAGGCCUUCAAGCGGGAGGUCAUGGCCUACAGGCAGACACGGCACGAGAACGUGGUGCUCUUCAUGGGUGCCUGCAUGAGCCCGCCCCACCUGGCCAUCAUCACCAGCCUCUGCAAGGGACGGACACUCUAUUCUGUGGUGAGGGAUGCCAAGAUCGUCCUGGAUGUCAACAAAACGAGGCAGAUUGCCCAAGAAAUUGUGAAGGGCAUGGGCUAUCUGCACGCCAAGGGAAUCCUGCACAAGGACCUCAAGUCCAAGAACGUCUUCUAUGACAAUGGCAAAGUGGUGAUCACAGACUUUGGGCUCUUCAGCAUUUCCGGGGUGCUGCAGGCUGGCAGGCGUGAUGACAAGCUGCGUAUCCAGAAUGGCUGGCUGUGCCACUUGGCCCCGGAGAUCAUCCGCCAGCUUUCCCCCGACACAGAGGAAGACAAGCUCCCCUUCUCCAAACACUCAGAUGUCUUUGCGCUCGGGACAAUCUGGUAUGAGCUCCAUGCCAGAGAGUGGCCUUUUAAGACCCAGCCAGCAGAGGCAAUAAUCUGGCAAAUGGGCACAGGCAUGAAACCCAACCUCAGCCAGAUCGGCAUGGGAAAAGAAAUCUCGGAUAUACUUCUCUUCUGCUGGGCCUUUGAACAAGAAGAGAGACCUACCUUCACCAAGCUCAUGGACAUGCUAGAGAAACUGCCAAAGCGAAACCGCCGCCUGUCUCACCCUGGACAUUUCUGGAAGUCUGCAGAGCUGUGACCACUGGACAAGGGGACAGCACUCAGCUGCCUCAGCACCCGAGCCACCUCUCUUCCCCUGCUCUGCCCUCUGCCAGCUCAGGAGGCCAGCGGCUCACCAUCAGAGGGUACCGACCCCGGCCAGCCUGGGAGUGCUGCACAACUGAGCCCGGCGGCUUCCCUGCACCCCAGACCCAUGUCCACUCACUUGGGCAUGGGGGGGACCCCGAGCUAGGAUUUCACCAGGACCAGCCAGGGAGACACAGAGUGGAUCAGUGAGGCCCAGGGGCCGGUGUAGAGAAGAGAACUACGGGCUGGAUGUGGAGCCCCUGGGCCAUGGAGACUAGGGUGGGAGGCCCACGCGGGCAGGCUCGUGGGACCAGUCUGUGUGCGUGUGUGUCUCCGUGCGCGACGCCAUCUGCUCUCCAUUCCCCUUGGCAAACAGGAGUCAGGCUGCCCCAGCUCAGGAGCUGAGCCCUGCCCCAUCCCCACCCUUAGCCCCCCCGGGGCUGUUUUCGUGUCUGUCUGGAGAGAUGACCAGGGGAUGCAGAGCUGAGCAAGAGGCUACAGGCAGGGGACUCACCUGUUCCUUUGCAAUCUGUUCUCAGAGGCCCCACCCCAAGCCCAGCAAGGUUGGGGCACCUUUGCGUAUCACUCUGCAGUGCAUGUCUUUUGCGCUCUGGGUCUCUCUGGGGCACACUUGCCUGUUUCUGCCGCCUUCUCCUGCUCUGUGACAGCCUCGUCCCCCUUUUCCUUGUGGCCCUACCUACCCCGCCCUUUGGAAAGCACAGUGGCUCCCUGGCCAAGAUGACUUCUGGGAGCUCCUUACAGCUCACCUUCAUCCAUGACACCCCCCUGAAGUCUGAGCCUUGGGAGCUGGGGCUCUGGGAGGGGCAAGUUCUAGGACAUUCUUUUCCCCUCCCUCUGCUCUGGCACUUGCACCAGCUAAGUUUGUCCACCACACUGAUGGAUACGGGUCACUGGGGUGUGUGUGUGUGUGUGUGUGUGUGUGUAUGUGUUAGGUCAAAUGGCAUGUGCACAGAAUCCUAUUUGCUAGAAGAUCUCUACCCUGCCGCUUCACCCUUAAAAAGUCCUAUCAGGCAGCCAAGGAGGGCGGCCAUCUGUAGGGGUUCUGCAUUCUCCACUCCAGCAGGUGCCGAGUCUCAGGGUGGCUUCCCCGUUUGAUGUCUGUGCUCGCUCAGUGCCCCUGCCUUCCAUGCCUCACCCUUGCACCCCACCUGGGCCAGCUGCUUUUUCUGACUACACUGGGAGCAUGUGUUCUAGGUGCAGAGUGAGGGGAGAGCCUCUGUCUCACAUUCCUUACCUUUCAAGGGAAGGUCUUAUGUUCCCCCAGCCCUCGACCCCAUUCAUCUGACCUGGCAUCAAAGGGAAAUCUGUCCCCCAGCAGGGCACUAGCAGGACAGCGGGGCCUCUAGGCAAGAUGCCAGGGGUGGGCCUACAGUCCCACUGCACUUCCUGGGCCCUGCCCAGGCGCGGUUUCUUCUGGUCACUACCUUAUCUAGACAUCUCCCUCCCAGAGAGGGGACCUCAGACUUCAAAAACCCUAUCUGAGCUCGGACGCAGUGUCCGACCAGCAACGCAGGAAUCAUCCCCCACUUUGGGUCCCCUUUCCCCCCAUGGUUCAGGCCCUGGGGGCCAAGCCUGCUUCCUAACUGAGAAAAAGGAUGAGACCCGUUAUACUUCUGGAGACCCUCGGCCAAGGGAAACCCUUGUGCCUCCCCCAAAGGCCUUUCUGAAUUCCUUCCCAGGGCUCCCACCUGCCUGGGACCAGUGACUUCAGGCCCCCACGUGGGCCAUUCUUAAACAUCCCUCUUCUGGGGGCAUCUGUAACUGUGGCCCUGGGCCCAUCACGUGUCUAUUCUGGAGGCAUUUACACCUGUUUGCACAAGCCCCAGGUGCCUCCCUGUCCAGGAAAGUCACCCAGCGGACCCGCCCCCCAGGUCAGGGCUUGGGUCUCCAUCUCUUUAGUCGAACCAGGCUGCUCUCGUCCCUGGACUCCAGUCUGUGUCAUGGACCUCUCUGCGCCAGGGGCGGGGGGAGGGGCAGCUCCCUGAAGCUGGAAUUCUCACCAGAACUGCAGCCCACUCCCUCUUGCCUCUCUUGUUUCCAGGAUUAACUAAGGUGGCCACCCAGAGUCUUUGGUAAGGCCCAGGAGCAUCUCCCCGGGCUGAUUUUUCCCAUUUAUUCACAAAAAACCAGCUCGAGAUUAAGAAUGGAGCUUGAAGGACCCAAGGAGAAAUUCCAGAAGCCCCUGUGUCUUUGGGGUUCCUCUGCUUAUGGAGCAGGACUCCUUGGGGCCUCUGUGGUUCCCACAUCAUUUGCUCUUAUCUUCUCCUUUGCCCACAUCUUGACUUUGCUAUCACCUUCCUCACUCUCCACUGUAGCCAGCCCAGCCCCUCCCUGCCCUCCUCCUCUGGCUACACCACCCUGAAUUGUUUAGAAGCCAGCUUUAAUUUGCAGCCAUUUCGAUCCAGGAAGAACCAAACCACUGCUUUCCCUGUUGACCUCAAAUCCUUAUUCAUUGAAAUACUGGGAGGAGGUCAGGUUCAUUAAUCUAUUGCAAGGGGGAAAAAAGGGUGGUGUGUGUAUUUAUCGCACUUGCCAGCCCCCACAGUGACUCAUGCUGUAGAAACCACACAACACAGAUUGUGCGUGUGCAAGUGUCCAAUCACAGCUGCAUGCCUGUGCCUGGCACCCAACAGCAAGUUGUUUCUGUUUCUGCCUCGCUUUCAGUAAACCCAUACAUACACAGGCCUCCCAAAUGGACCAGUCCAUAUCGUCAAGAUUCACUAGGAAGCCUUGACCUUGUUCUUUGAAGGGCAGGGGGAUUUGCACACUGAAUCCCAGCCAACUCUGCUUGGUCACAAGUCUUUCAUAAAAUAGGGGUCCCCUUGCAGGGACACCCCCCCCCCGGCCUUAUGUGGGGACAUCUCCACAUGUCAUCCCCAGAGCAAAGCUAGACAUCCAAGUCUCCACUUAAUUCUGUUUGUCCGGGUUUUCUUUUUGUUGGUCGAAGAGAAAAAUCUUGUCUUGCCAAGGAGCCCUUCUCUUUCGGUUUCUUCCUUGGAUUCCUUGUUAGUAGAAGCCCUAAACUGAUCUCGGGAGACUAGAUUCCUGUAUCUGGGAAACCCUGCUCUACUGUCUUUCCACCUCCCACCCCAUAUGCACACCUCCUGCCCACCCUCCCCCCCAUCCUACCUCCCACAGUUCUUUUCCCUACUUGGGACUGACCAUCUAAGGAACAGGAAGGAAGUGGUAUAUACUUAGGCUCAAUCACUAUGCUUAAAAAUAUAGACUUGGGGGUUGACAAAUUAUGCCCUGUGGGCUGUAUCCAGCCCACCAAAUGGCUUCUACAGCAUUUAACUGGGGGGAAAAAGAUUUCAUGACAUGUGAAAACUCAAUGAAAUUCAAAUAUCAAUGUCAAUAAACUAAAUUUUACUGGUGCACAGCCACACCAUUCAUUUACA